Messenger RNA from Spathaspora passalidarum NRRL Y-27907, 1834 nucleotides. RefSeq names its product aspartate--tRNA ligase (gene DPS1-1). Gene Ontology annotation, biological process: aspartyl-tRNA aminoacylation. The transcript has a single exon. The record is from RefSeq and is a predicted model, not a curated record. Gene Ontology annotation, molecular function: aspartate-tRNA ligase activity; RNA binding; ATP binding. Gene Ontology annotation, cellular component: cytosol; aminoacyl-tRNA synthetase multienzyme complex; cytoplasm. NCBI's taxonomy places the organism in Eukaryota, Fungi, Ascomycota, Pichiomycetes, Serinales, Debaryomycetaceae. Bases 421 to 1731 code for a protein of 436 amino acids.
ACUUCAUAGACUUAUACAAUUGCAAUGUCUAGCGAACAAUUAGAAAACUUGAAGAUCAGCGAAGCACAAACUGGUGCUCCUGAAACUGCUGUUCCAGCUGCUGCCCCAGCUGCUGCCCCAGUUCUCGGUCCAGAUGGUCAACCAUUAUCUGCAAAGGCCUUGAAGAAGUUACAAAAGGAAAAGGAAAAGGCCGAAAAGAAGGCUGCCAGAGAAGCCCAAUUAGCUGCCGAAAGAGCCGCCAAGGAAGCUGAAGCCGCCAAUGAUCCAGCUAGAGUCAACUACGGAAAAUUGCCAUUGAUCAACUCUUCUACCAAGACCAACACUACCAGAAUCCAGUUCAAGGAUUUGUCCGCUGCCAACGAUGGUGAACAUGUCGUCUUUAGAGCCAGAAUCCACAAGACUAGACAACAAGGUGCCACUAUGGUUUUCUUGACUUUGAGACAACAAACUGACUUGAUCCAAGCUUUGGUCAGAACUAACAAAGAAACUGACGACAAGGCCAUUUCCAAGAGAAUGGUCAAAUGGGCUGGUUCUAUCAACUUGGAAUCCAUUGUCUUGAUUGAAGGUAAAGUCAGCAAAGUUGACGAGUUGAUCAAGUCAGCCACUGUUCAAGAUGUUGAAAUUCAAAUUGAAAAGAUUUACACCAUCCAAGAAACCCCAGAACAAUUGCCAUUGUUGCUUGAAGACGCUUCCAGAUCUGAUGCUGAAGCUGAAGCCAAGGGAUUACCAAUUGUCAAUUUGGAUACCAGAUUAGAUGCCAGAGUCAUUGAUUUGAGAACACCAACCAACCAAGCCAUUUUCAAGAUUCAAUCUGGUGUCUGUCAAUUAUUUAGAGAAUUCUUGUCCAAGAAGCAAUUCACAGAAAUCCACACUCCAAAGAUCAUUGCCGCUGCCUCUGAAGGUGGUUCCAAUGUUUUCGAGAUCAACUACUUUAAAGGCUCUGCUUUCCUUGCCCAAUCUCCUCAAUUGUACAAGCAGCAAUUGAUUGCUGGUGAUUUCGAACGUGUUUUUGAAAUUGCUCCUGUCUUCAGAGCCGAAAACUCAAACACCCACCGUCACAUGACUGAAUUCACUGGUUUAGAUUUGGAAAUGGCGUUUGAAGAACAUUACGACGAAGUCUUGGCCGUCUUGGAAGAAUUGUUUGUUUUCAUCUUUACUGAAUUAAAGACCAGAUUCGGUAAGGAAAUUGCCACCGUCAGAAACCAAUUCCCUGUCGAAGAAUUCAAGAUCCCAGCCGAUGGUAAGAUGGUUAAACUUCACUUCAAGGAAGGUAUCCAAAUGUUGAGAGAUGCCGGUAAGGAAGUUGACGAUUUCGAAGAUUUAUCCACCGAAAACGAAAAGUUGUUGGGUAAGUUGGUUCGUGACAAGUAUGACACCGAUUUCUACAUCUUGGACAAGUUCCCAUUGGCUGUUCGUCCAUUCUACACCAUGCCUGAUGCAGAAGACCCAAGAUACUCCAACUCCUACGAUUUCUUCAUGAGAGGGGAAGAAAUCUUGUCUGGUGCCCAACGUAUUCACGAUCCUGAAUUGUUAAAGACCAGAAUCCAAGCCCAUGACGUUGAUCCAAAUGUUCCUGGAUUGAGAGAAUAUGUUGAUGCCUUUACCUACGGGUGUCCUCCACAUGCCGGUGGUGGUAUUGGGUUAGAAAGAGUUGUUAUGUUCUUCUUGGACUUGAAGAAUAUCCGUAGAGCUUCCUUAUUCCCAAGAGAUCCAAAGAGAUUGACCCCAUAGUUGAGUCUUUUUUGUAUAGAGAUUAAAUUGAUAUAAGUAAAUUAGUAGUGCGGAAAUGUCGUGAUUUCAGUGUUUAUAAAAUUCCACAAUUUCUGGUGCGACU